CACGCUAGCUCCUCCCCCCGCGCGCGCGCCCCCGAUCAGCCUCCAGCAGUUGUCGAUCCGGUCACCGACAGCCUCGCGUUUCAUCCGUUUCCCGUCGCUUAAACCCGGUAAGACCGCGCGCAGACGAGCGGAAACGAUGGCCGCGAUGACUUCUGACGGUUCCGAGCAAGAGUCGUCGAGCCCUAGCGAACAAAACGGCGACGGGAGCGAGUCGGGCCUGCGCGCCGCCGAUCCGGAACCGGCCGUUAAGAUGGACGCAGCGGAGACCGACGAGAAGCUCAACGGACGCGAGUCUACCGAGCAGAAAACGGAGGAAGCCACGCGGGGAGACACCGGCAACGAUGAGGAUGGCGAGACCGAAGCGGAGGCGGAGAAAGAGCCGCAGAAGAGCCCCGGCGGCGCGGACGGAACGACGGAGCGGAUGAAGGGAGAACAAAGAGAGGAGGAGAGCGCGUCUCCACCGGCGGAGAAAAACAGCGGUAACGGCGGAGGACUGAAGAGGCGCGCGAGUCUGGAGAUGAUGAGCUCGUCCUCGGAAGGAGAGCCGCUCAGCCGCAUGGACUCGGAGGACAGUAUCAGCAGCACUCUCAUGGACAUGGAGAGCAUCGCAUCCAGCGGUCGAUCUACCCCAGCUAUGAUGAACGGGCACGGUGGGGUGUCUUCCUCCUCCACCAAGGGCUCAUCUUACCCCUGCUGCUGGGAUCAGUGCCACAUGCUGUUCAACAGCAGCCCGGACCUGGCCGAACACAUCCGCGGAGUGCACGUGGACGGACAGCGCGGCGGGGUGUUCGUGUGUCAUUGGAAAGGCUGUAAGGUGUAUAACACACCGUCCACCAGUCAGAGCUGGCUGCAGAGACACAUGCUCUCUCACAGUGGAGACAAACCAUUCAAGUGUGUGGUGGGAGGUUGCAAUGCCACCUUCGCCUCCCAGGGGGGGCUAGCGCGCCACGUACCGACCCACUUCAGCUCCCAGAAUUCCUCCAAACUCUCAAGCCAAGCCAAGGUGAAGGAAGACUCGCCUUCCAAAGCGGGCAUCAACAAACGGAGGAAACUCAAGUACAAACGGCGACGGUCGUUGCGUAAGCGUCAGUGUAACUUCAGUCCUCGUUUAAUUCUGCGUUCAAAACUUCCCCUCAAUAACUCAUUCUGUUUCUUCCCUCCAGCACGACCACAUGACUUUUUUGAUGCUCAGACCAUGGAUGCGAUCCGUCAUCGUGCCAUCUGCCUCAAUCUAGCCACUCAUAUUGAGAGCCAAGGCAAAGGCCACAGCGUUGUGUUUCACAGCACGGUGAUCGCCAAGCGCAAGGAGGAUUCUGGGAAGGUGAAGGUGCUGCUUCAUUGGACACCGGAGGACAUACUUCCAGACGCCUGGGUCAGUGAGAGCGACCGUCCCCAGCUGAAGACCAAAGUGGUCCACCUCUCCCAGCUUCCUCAGGACACAGCGGUUCUGUUGGACCCCAACAUCUACAGGAUGUUUUUCUAGAAGACUGGGUGGGGAGGGCAGCUUCUGUCAGCGCCUGCUGACGUACCCAAACCGAAGUGGACGCGCGGAUCUUUUGAGACGGGACUUAUUUCCCUUUCCCUUUUCCCCCUCCACUUUCUCCUUUUUUCUUUUUAAUGCUCUGAGUCUGCCAAAGCAUGCAGUGAAUUUUUAAUGUGCUUGAAGAGGAAAAAAAGCACAAAAUUGUGAACGGUGACUGUGCUGGACUUUUUAACUGUUUGGGAGGAUGUGUUGUUCACCACGGUUUUGGUUUUCCUUCCCUGCGUCCUCAGCUCUGCUGAUUAUCUCAUGCUUUUUUUCACGGAGGAAGUUCCCAUGUAAAUAUUCCAGGAGAAGUGUAAUAUAUUUUUGUACUGUGGAAAUGUUACUGUACUGUAGAUAGAUGUAAUAAGCCACAAGCUGACAGAAAACAUAAUUGUACAGAGUGUGAUGGUUAAUAGUUAUGGAUGAUGUGAAUGCUUCCAUAGAUUUUGAGAAUUUUUUUUUUUUUUUUUUCGAACACGCGCUCACAGACUCUUCUAACUGCUGCUCCAGCUACUGAUGAUGAUGAUGGGAUGUUAUCACCCUCCGUCUGCGCCAUUUGUGCGUUCUGCUCAAGCCAAGGAGUGUAUAGACAUCCUAACGUAACGGUGCUAAAGCUAACACUAGCGAUUAGGCUAAUGCACACUAUAGGAUCAAUAAUGAUGGUGCUUCUUAGAUCAUGUACUUAAUAAUAAUCCGCUGUUUCCCGUACUUAGAUCAUACUGUCUUUGUAGUAAAGUUGAAAUGAUAUAAAAAUGUUUUUAUUUUA
Messenger RNA from Carassius gibelio (silver crucian carp), 2291 nucleotides. Its product is annotated as zinc finger protein AEBP2. The transcript is spliced from 7 exons. Gene Ontology annotation, biological process: regulation of transcription by RNA polymerase II. The record is from RefSeq and is a predicted model, not a curated record. Lineage: Eukaryota; Metazoa; Chordata; Actinopteri; Cypriniformes; Cyprinidae. Gene Ontology annotation, cellular component: ESC/E(Z) complex. Bases 137 to 1483 code for a protein of 448 amino acids.